Aureobasidium pullulans EXF-150 is the source of this 513-nucleotide messenger RNA. RefSeq lists its product as uncharacterized. NCBI's taxonomy places the organism in Eukaryota, Fungi, Ascomycota, Dothideomycetes, Dothideales, Saccotheciaceae. The transcript has 3 exons. The coding region runs from base 1 to 513 and encodes 170 amino acids. The record is from RefSeq and is a predicted model, not a curated record.
AUGGCCGCCAUCAACUGCCCGAGAUGCAACGGCUACUCUUCUCCCAGUCAGGCGCUCCUCGUUGAGCACUUGCACACCCACAUCAGACCGUUCAGAUGCGCCAACUGCCCCCACGACGAGGCCAGAGCCGAUCGUCUCCGCACGCAUACCCGCAGCGCCCAUGGCCGCAACAACCUCCUGCCCGGCGAGGCACCUCCUGCCAACUUCAGGGCCUUGGUGAGGGUGGAGGCUGCCGGUGGGCCUUUUGUGAACCUGCCCCCUCGCCCCGUCGCACCCGCCGCCAAUCCUCCUCCUGCUGGCCCUCUGGUCGCAAUUCUCCCGGCCCCGGUGGUCGUGGCCGCACCUGCACCUCCGCCUGCUAUGGCUCCUCCUCCGGUCAUCAUGGCCGCACCUCCUGCUCAGCAGCAGCAGCAGCAACAACCUCUCCCGCCCCCUCCCUUCGCCAACCCCCUCCCACCUCCCCCUUGGCACUACGCCAACUGGCCUAACUGGCCUCCUCAUUUCCCGCAGUGA